GAUACUCUGUGAUUUUUUCUGACAACUGUGCCAAAAAGAUUUAACAAGUUGGGAUCUUUGCCUCACGAAAGUUUAAGGAUGUCUGGCACCACAGCAACUACCUUACUCUCUGAGCCUGUGACUAAGAGCGAAGAUGUAUUAACAUUCGGCCUAAUUGACUAUGUUGUCUUUACGUUAAUGCUUAGUUCCUCGGCGGGAAUUGGUGUGUAUUUUGGAUUCUUUUCCAAGGCCAAAAAUACAACCGAAGAGUAUUUACGUGGCGGGAAGAAAAUGAAACCCAUUCCAAUUGCCAUAUCCUUGGUAUCCAGUCAACUGUCUGGCGUGGCCAUUAUGUCGAUUCCUGCAGAGAAUUAUACAUAUGGCUUUAACUUUAUAUUUAUUGUGCUCUCAAUGGUUGCAGUUUUGCCAAUACUAAUUUUCGUAAUUGUUCCUGUUUUCUAUGAUAACAAUGUGACGAAUUGCUAUGAGUAUUUGGAGAUGCGUUUCAAUAAGAGAACACGGCAGUUGAUUACGGGAACCUUCGUUAUGAAUCAGUUUCUAAUGUUACCUGUUUUUAUGUUUGUUCCCUCGCUGGCUUUUUCUCAAGUGACUGGCUUAAAUAUCCAUCUAAUCAACACGGUGGUUUCUUCCAUUUGCGUCUUUUAUACCAUGUUGGGUGGCAUUAAGGCUGUUGUCUGGACAGAUGUGGUCCAGGCCGGUGUAAUGCUCUUCUCUGUGGUUCUUGUGGGCAUUCUGGGCACACAACGAGCCGGCGGUUUGGGAACUGUUCUGGAUUAUGCAUCCGAAGGAGGACGCUUCAAUUUCGAUUUUCGGAUGGAUCCACGAAUUCGUUUAUCAUUUUGGAGUGGUAUCAGUAGCGGCCUACUUAUGUGGACAGGAAAAAUUGGAUUGGAUCAAUGUUGUGUUCAGCGCAUUGUCUCCUUACCCUCAUAUCCUCAGGCUAAGAAAUGCUUAACCGUAUCGACCAUUGGCUUUAUCAUCAUUAUGUUCUUUAACUGUUUUGCGGGAAUUAUUAUGUUUGCCCGAUACUUUGGCUGCGAUCCCAUGAAAGCCGGUUUGGUCAGCAAACCAGACAAAAUGAUGCCCUUCUUCAUUCAGGACAUCAUGGGCAAUUUGAUGGGCAUGCCUGGAGUGUUUAUCUCUUGUGUGUUUAGUGCUUCGCUUAGCUCUUUAUCAGCCAAUUUGAAUUCCCUUGCCGGUGUGGCCUAUUUCGAUUACAUAAAGCCCUACAUUCGGCACACGGAGGCUCGAGCAAAUGCCUCAAUGAAAUUGGUAGUCGCUGCUAUGGGAGCCUAUUGCAUUGUGGGCGGAUUUAUUGUUGAGAACUUUAGCUCCAUCCUGCAGACAAUGUGGACCGUAACCGGUAUAAAUUAUGGCGCCGUGGUGGGCAUCUUCCUGCUGGGCAUGUUUGUUCCGCGGUGCAACAGCAAGGGAGCAGUCUCAGGCAUUAUCUUUAGUGUGUUAGUCAUGCUUUGGAUCAUAAUCAAUGGACAGAUGAAUUUCAAAUCUGGCUUAGUUAAAUACGAAAUUCUCCCUAAUGGCCUGGAUCAAUGUGAGGCGAGGGAUCUGCAUUGGAAUUUGGAUGGCAUCAGCACCACAAACUCAACGAUUAGCGCUGAUCCCACCGCAAUUCCUGUAGAGCGCACAACUGCCUUUGGCAGCAAUCGUGACUUUUCUAUCUACGAUAUCUCAUUCUAUUGGUAUAAAGUACUUGGAGCCAUUUUGGUGUUCCUUUGGGCCAUUCCAAUGAGUUAUAUAUGUCCAUCUGAUGAGGCUGACAAAAAAGAUCCGAAACUCUUUUCGCCAUUUGUACGUAAAUUCCUGAAAAUGAUCCCAACUGAAUUGGAAUUUGACGAAUUGCCACAAAAAGAUCCGGAUCAUAAAUUAGAAAUAAUUGAAAAAGUAAAUGGAGCUAACCAUGACUAUUAGUAAACCACUAAGAAAUGUAUUAUUAUCUGUAUAAAACAAAUUAAAAAUAAAUCUAAAAAUCAA
Messenger RNA from Drosophila willistoni, 1992 nucleotides. Its product is annotated as sodium-coupled monocarboxylate transporter 1. The transcript is spliced from 8 exons. Lineage: Eukaryota; Metazoa; Arthropoda; Insecta; Diptera; Drosophilidae. Gene Ontology annotation, molecular function: symporter activity. Gene Ontology annotation, biological process: transmembrane transport; sodium ion transport. The record is from RefSeq and is a predicted model, not a curated record. The coding region runs from base 79 to 1929 and encodes 616 amino acids. Gene Ontology annotation, cellular component: membrane.